CCCACGCACCCCCGACCCCCGCGAAAAGCGGAGAGGGAUGGGAGGUAUCGCUCCCAACAAGAUACAGGGUCCAAGGGAUCGAUACCGAAUGGAGAGUCGUAACCUUGGGAAGGGAUCAGACGUUCAUGAUGGUGGAAUGCUUAUGGGAUGGCUAGGUAAAGAAAUGGCGUCGCAAGAACAGGACGACAACCAGCACAGCAGAGGGAGUCAGGGUACGAAUAGGGACGAGGAACAAAACGAGGGGUCGGAUCAAGAAUCAACAAAGCCAGAAGGGACCAGAGAAGAAGGAAAGGGUCUCUCCACAGGGGAAAGUCCAGGAAAAGUUGGGGGUAGCAAAAGAGGGCCGCAGGAGAAUAGGGAAGGGAGGGACGACGAAAGGGUGAGUCCUUGGAACUCCGGAGGAACCACGCCCAAGAAAACGAAAGUCUCGGAUGCACGCCGCAAAUUGGCAGAAAUAGAAACGCGGACCGUAGAAUACAAGGCGAGACUUAUUGAACAAAUGAUGGCUGGGAAUGAAGAGGAUCCCCAGGGGGAAGGGUCACGAGAGGGACGCGGGACCAGUCAGGGCGAAGCCAGGUACGGAGCAAAAAAUAACAGCCAUAAGGGAACACCCAACAAGAAGGGGAAGGAAAAGGGGGACUCCCCAGCUAUAGAGGCAGAAAAGGCCACGACCCCGCCGGCUAUCGGCAGCGGCGCUAGUCGUCUGCCCACCACGCCCAAAGUAACAAAGGGAUGCGAUGGACUCUGGAGUCUCAGAGAGAGGGUGUUAGGCUGGUUUGAUCUGGAGGGAACACCGAAAACCGGGGAAAAGCACAAGGAAGGCAGGGAAGGAGAGGGGAAUAGUGUGGUCAGUGAGGCGGGUAGCUCUGAAGGGGGACUUAAAAGGAUAGUAGUCACCCUCAUUCGGACUCUGAAUAAUAAUCAGGGGUAUCUCACGGACGCAAAGAAGAAACUCACUUUCGAUGGAGCAAACAUAACGGAAUUCCUGAUAGAUUACGAGAACAUGGCAGCCUUACUGAAAUGGACUGAGGAAGAAAAGAUGGACCACCUAGGGCAGCACGUAUCGUUGAGCUUAGGAAGGGACAUUAUGGCUAUCGUCUCCUCUAGUGGAUCCUGGAAGGAAACCUAGAAUGAGAUGAUGAGAAAGUACCUGAAGGCGAAGAAAAUGGCGACAGAGGCUGAAUUGGCGGCAGUCCAAAGGAAAAACUAUGCUACUUACAAUGACUUUCUGAGGGCGUGCACUCUAGUGGCACUGCGAAUCCCCGGGGUAACGGAUCGUAUAUUGAGCAAGUACUUCCUUAGGCGGUUCUCCGAGUUCGACAAAGAUAAGCUUCUGUCGGCCUACCAGCAGACCAGUAAGUUUGAAUACACAAGGGAUGUGGAUUUCAGUACAGUAACAGAUCU
Molecule: messenger RNA, 1404 nt
Organism: Chara braunii
Lineage: Eukaryota; Viridiplantae; Streptophyta; Charophyceae; Charales; Characeae
Source: the annotation of a GenBank genome assembly